AUGUCAGCUGGUUCUCGCUGCACAUUUCCAAAUCGACAAUUCCAGUAUUACGCUGACACCAUGCUCGACUUCAAGUAUAAGCUAGGCUCGCCGACAUCUUCAUUAGGAUCAGACUCAGACUCAGCUGUUAUCACCGGACCACACCGUGCAAGUAUUUUGAAUGCAGAAUUGGGUGGAUGGAUGGAUUUUGGUGACAUAGAAAACGUCGCUGGAUUCUUGUGGCGAUUGCUGGAUGAAGGACUUCAUCUGAAGGAAAAAACAGUUCUUCGACAAGGUGUACCCAAUUAUCUGCACAAGCAUUGUCCAAACGGAUGGUUGACACUGGACGCAGACUUUAGGCAGGAGUUUCAGAUGUAUCCCAUCUUUCUUGAUAUAUUCCGCUCUAUCAAGAAGGAUUUCCAGGAUAUCAUACCAGGGAAGAUCAAGGGUACAGCAAAGAACGUGUACAAUGUGAAGCAACGUCACUCCGUGUCAAAAUUAGCUACCAGCCCAGAUUUUGUGAUUUAUGGAUACGAUAGAAGUGGCGGAUGGUACUCUGACUUGGUCAAUUUCCACACCCAUCACCAUCUCCUCAUUCUCGUGAUUCUCAUUCUCCUAUGGUCUGAUGAAGUAUUUAGAGAUUCUGAUAUCAUGUUCUAUCCAACAGCACACAUCCCUCCAAAGAUCGAGGCCACAAUUACAUUGCGGGAUUUCAAUAUUAUUCCUCAGGUUGUGGAGGUUGUCGACCAGAAAGUGCAGACCACAAAAGAUGACAUCGUCAUGAACGCGACGCGCUACACUCGUUGCCGUACAAUUCAAUCGUGUGAGACGACCUGCUGGUUCGAGAUUGUCAGAGAUAGUUGCUUUACGUGCAUCUUGAAGGAUUACUGGCAUGCAGUUAAUCGAUCCUCAGAGGCACAGACAUUGUCAUGUGCCUUGGAUCUCAAUGGAGUAGGCCAAUUGGUGGCGUUCAAGGAAGGAGAGAGGCAUUUCACGACUGCAUCUGUGCGGCAGUACAAUAUGGAGAAAAUCAUUGAUUUGGACCUGGCGGCCGACGUCGAGAAGCUGUGGAGUUUGGAUAAGGAUGGCGGAGCAACUGCAGGUGAUUUGCAAAUGGGCACGUGCACAUUCCAAUCAGUGAAAGUACUGUUUACUACUGAUGAUAACAUCUCUAUUUUUGACCUGCAUGAUCAUAUGGAUGAUCUGGAGUCAUUCUUCUAUGUGUUUGCAUAUUAUUGUGCCGUGCUGGAGAGGCCGACAAAGGAUGUGCAGCCAGUUGCUAUGUUACAGGUUGAAAAAUUCAAGAUUUGGGGUGAUAUCACCGAGCGCGCAGAACAGUGCACAGAUUCGAAGGUGUCAGCAUUGACCAAUCCAAGCUGGCUGUCAUUGUUCCAGUUGGGAAUAGAUGAAAAGCUCGCACAAGCAGCUUGCGACUAUGAAAGAUUCAUCCACAUCUUGAACGAGGCAAUUGAUUGGCUUGGAGACCCUCAGGACCUCCAAAGCAUUGUGGAAUCUGUUGAACCCGUUCUUUGCCUUGAAGAUGUCCCACCAUCUGACGACGUCAGCUCCUCCAUGACACACAUUGACCCUAUGAUGCACGUCGACCCUACGAUGCAUGUCAGCCCUACGAUGCACGUCAGCCCUAUAACACAUCUUCACCCACCACAACCAACAUGA
Messenger RNA from Laetiporus sulphureus 93-53, 1656 nucleotides. RefSeq lists its product as uncharacterized. The transcript is spliced from 7 exons. The record is from RefSeq and is a predicted model, not a curated record. Bases 1 to 1656 code for a protein of 551 amino acids. Lineage: Eukaryota; Fungi; Basidiomycota; Agaricomycetes; Polyporales; Laetiporaceae.